This is a messenger RNA of Dimorphilus gyrociliatus, 697 nucleotides long. The record is from the annotation of a GenBank genome assembly. NCBI's taxonomy places the organism in Eukaryota, Metazoa, Annelida, Polychaeta, Dinophilidae.
AAUGGAUCAAGCCAUCAUUUUUUGCCGAACGAAAUUAGACUGUGAUAAUUUAGAAUUGUAUUUGAAAAGUCAUGAGAAUCAACGAGGAGAGCUCAGCUGUGUAUGUUUACACGGCGAUAGAAGACCCAAUGAAAGGACAAGCAAUUUGCAAAAAUUUAAGAAAAGAGAGGUCAAAUUUCUCAUAUGUACUGAUGUAGCUGCCAGAGGAUUGGAUAUUUCAAAAUUACCCUACGUAAUUAACGUUACUUUGCCGGAUGAGAAGCAGAAUUACGUGCAUAGAAUAGGCAGAGUUGGACGAGCAGAGAGAAUGGGUCUGGCUAUAUCAUUUGUUUCAGCUGUGAAGGAAAAAGUUUGGUAUCAUUCCAAUUGCUCAAAUCGAGGAAAAAACUGCUAUAAUACUUUACUAACUGAUCACGGAGGGUGCUGUAUCUGGUACAACGAACCUCAGUACCUGGCCGACAUUGAAGAACAUCUAGGCGUCACCAUUGACAAUGUCGGUACAGAUUUAGAUGUUCCGGUGAAUGAAUUCGAUGGAAAAGUUUCUUACGGACAAAAGAGGAAAGUUGGUGGUGGAACGUACAAAGGCCACGUUGAUAUUCUAGCUCCGGCAGUCCAAGAAUUGGCAAAUUUAGAAAAACGCGCUCAAACAUCAUUUUUAAGCUUUGCUCACGAGAAACCAUUUAUAUCAACUCAAUAA